This is a messenger RNA of Stegastes partitus (bicolor damselfish), 3658 nucleotides long. RefSeq names its product SEC24 homolog C, COPII coat complex component (gene sec24c). The transcript has 21 exons. Gene Ontology annotation, molecular function: zinc ion binding; SNARE binding. Gene Ontology annotation, cellular component: endoplasmic reticulum exit site; COPII vesicle coat. Gene Ontology annotation, biological process: COPII-coated vesicle cargo loading; intracellular protein transport; endoplasmic reticulum to Golgi vesicle-mediated transport. NCBI's taxonomy places the organism in Eukaryota, Metazoa, Chordata, Actinopteri, Pomacentridae. The record is from RefSeq and is a predicted model, not a curated record. Bases 162 to 3530 code for a protein of 1122 amino acids.
UCCGCUGAAUGUCCGCUUCUGAUACCGAGCAGGAUUAGUGAGCAACACCCCGGGACGACAUCGGCUUCUUACUGUGUCGGUCACCGGGUUCCACAGUUUGCCACGAACAAAGGAUAGCCUUACUACUUACACCACUUGGGAGAUUUAGGGAUGAACUGAGGAUGAAUGUAAACCAGCACACUCCAAUGGCCUCUCCAUACGGCCAGCCCCAGCCUGGCUAUAGUCAGCCUGGCUACGCUCCCCUGGAUGGGGGAUACCCCGCCCCGUACGCUCCCUACAACGGCCCCGCUUCAGCCUAUCAGCCCGGGGCGCCACCACAAGGUUAUUCUCCUUUCACAAGCUUUCCCUCUAAGGCUGUGGCAGCCAACCCAGUCUCUGACCUCUCCUCUCCUCUUGACUUAGGCAUUUCAGGUCCUGCCAGGGGUCCUCCCACAACCGGACCCCCUCCUGUCUCAGCACCUCAGCAGUAUAAUCAGUACAGUCACAGUCAAGGGGACGUGCAAAAUGGGCCCCCGCCCAUGACACAGGCACAACCCAGGCCUCCUGUGUCUCAGCCAUACAACCCGGGAGCUAUGAACCUGUCAGGGCCUCACCCCUCCUAUCCCCAACACUACGGGCCUCCACCCACGAUGCAGCAGGUCACUAACCAGAUGUCUGGGAUGCAGGUCACCUCGGGACCGCCGACCCCAGCUGGUCCAGGAUAUGCUCCACCUCACAGCUCCCAGCCUCCCGUCAGCACCGCCUACUCGGCUGCGCCUCCGCCCUCCUACACCCAGGCUCCUCCUCCUCCCGUGUCCUCUGCUCCUUCCCAGCCUCCACCUCCCAGUGGCCCUGCCGCUUCGCAGCAAUACUACGGAAGCCCGCCGCCUCCUUCUCAACAGCCAUUCAACUCUUCUCUCCCCCCUACCUCUCAACAGCAGUUCACCUCUUCUUCUGUACCGCCGCCUCCUUCGCAGCAAACUUUACCUCCAUCCUCCUACUCGGGUCCCGUGCCUCCACCCAGUCAGGCCCCUGCUCCCCCGGUGUCCCUGCCGCAGCAGUCCUUCCCUCCAUCCCAGCCUCCUUUCUCCUCAGCGCCACCACCUGCUAGCCAGCCCGCUUUCGCCGCCGGCCCACCUCCCACUGCCCCGGUCUCCUUCCCACCUCGAGCACCUCCACCUUCCUCUCAGCCUGGGUCUUUUCCUCCUCCUGGUCCUCCUCCCACCUCAGCCCCCUCUUGCCAGUACCCAGGCCCCAUGCCACCACAGCAGCAGCCCCCUCCAUCCCAGCCGUUCCCCUAUCACUCAGGGCCUCCUCCUCCCAGAGCUCAAAUGCCCCCCACUUCCAUGGCUCAGAGCAACCACCUGCCUCCAGGACCACAGGGCCCACCAGGCCCUCCUGGGCCCCUGCAGCAGCCUCCAUCCCAGCCUGGCAUGCCGGCAGGAUACCCUCCUCAGCAGAACGGUGCGUUUGGGCAGGUGAGAGGCCCUCAGCCUGGCUAUGCAGGCCCUUAUCCCGGGCAACCAAACUACGGAGCCCCCGCACCGGCGCCAGCUCCUGCUCCACCUGCACAGAAAAGACUUGACCCAGAUGCCAUUCCUAGCCCGAUCCAGGUAAUAGAGGACGACAAGGCAAAGAGCACUGAGCCAUUCACCACAGGGGUCAGAGGUCAGGCCCCACCGCUGGUCACCACCACCUUCCAGGUCAAAGACCAAGGAAAUGCCAGUCCCAGGUUUGUUCGCUGUACGGCCUACAACAUGCCUUGCACAGCCGACAUGGCCAAGCAGUCUCAGGUGCCGCUGGCCGCCGUCGUCAAGCCCCUCGCCACGCUGCCGCCUGAUGAGACCCCUCCGUACCUGGUGGACCACGGCGAGGGCGGUCCAAUCCGCUGCAACCGCUGCAAGGCCUACAUGUGUCCGUACAUGCAGUUCAUAGAAGGAGGCCGCCGCUUCCAGUGUGGGUUCUGCAGCUGUGUCACAGAGGUGCCUCCACAUUACUUCCAGCAUCUGGAUCACACCGGCAAGAGGGUGGACUGCUACGACAGGCCGGAGCUUUCACUGGGCAGCUACGAGUUCCUGGCAACUGUCGACUAUUGUAAGAACAACAAGCUUCCACAGCCUCCAGCCUUCAUCUUCCUUAUCGACGUGUCCUACAACGCUGUGAAGAGCGGCAUGGUCAACAUCGUCUGCCAGGAACUCAAGACCCUGCUGGACUACCUGCCCAGGGAGAACCCAGAGAUGGAGUCUGCAGUGCGGGUCGGUUUCGUCACCUACAACAAGGUUUUGCACUUCUACAACGUCAAGUCGAGCCUGGCCCAGCCGCAGAUGUUGGUGGUGUCGGACGUGUCGGACAUGUUCGUGCCCCUGCUCGACGGCUUCCUCGUCAACGUGAACGAAAGCCGGCUAGUUAUCGAGAGUUUGCUGGACCAGAUCCCAGAGAUGUUUGCAGACACCAGGGAGACGGAGACGGUCUUUGGACCUGUCAUCCAGGCAGGACUGGAGGCACUGAAGGCUGCUGACUGCGCAGGGAAGCUGUUUGUGUUCCACACCUCUCUGCCCAUCGCAGAGGCUCCUGGCAAACUAAAGAACCGGGAGGACAAGAAGCUGAUUGGGACGGACAAGGAGAAGUCUCUGUUUCAGCCGCAGGUGGGUUUCUACAACACUCUGGCUAAGGAGUGUGUCGCCCAGGGCUGCUGUGUGGAUCUGUUCCUCUUCCCCAACCAGUAUGUGGACGUUGCCACGUUAGGGGUCGUUCCUGUCUCCACUGGAGGGUCGGUCUACAAAUACACCUACUUCCAGGCUCAGUCGGAUCAGGAGCGAUUCCUGAACGAUCUCAGACGAGACGUUCAGAAACUCGUGGGUUUCGAUGCUGUAAUGAGGGUGCGAACCAGCACAGGUAUUCGAGCGACAGACUUCUUCGGCUCCUUUUUCAUGAGCAACACCACAGAUGUGGAGCUGGCGGGCCUGGACUGCGACAAGGCCAUCACCGUCGAGUUCAAACACGACGACAAGCUCAGCGAGGAGACGGGGGCGCUCAUGCAGUGCGCCGUGCUGUACACCAGCUGCAGCGGCCAGAGGCGUCUCCGCAUCCACAACAUGGCGGUGAACUGCUGCUCCCAGCUGGCUGACCUCUACCGCAACUGCGAGACGGACACAAUCAUUAACUUCUUCUCCAAAUACGCUUUCCGUGGCGUCCUGAACAACCCCACUAAGGCGGUGAGGGACACUCUGGUCAACCAGUGCGCUCAGAUUCUGGCCUGCUACAGGAAGAACUGUGCAAGUCCUUCGUCUGCUGGUCAGCUCAUUCUCCCGGAGUGCAUGAAGCUGCUCCCUGUUUACCUGAACUGUGUGCUGAAGAGCGACGUGCUGCUGCCGGGAGCCGACGUCUCGUUGGACGACCGGGCUUACCUGAGACAGCUCAUCAGCUGCAUGGACGUCGCGGAGACUCACGUCUUCUUCUACCCCCGUCUGCUGCCGCUGGUGAGACCACGAACACAACACCGUUCACUGCUGGAUGCUGUGGUUAAAAAAAUAAAAAGAAUUUCACGCUAGAAUCAGCCCCCCAUCACACGGCCGGUCGGCUUGUGCACCGAAUCAUGGCACACUUGAAAUAACAUCAGCUCUGUGGAAACGUGAGGCCAGGAUGACAAAAGAGUUCAAAUGCUGUGUUAGGAAGAGGG